Molecule: messenger RNA, 1800 nt
Organism: Labeo rohita (rohu)
Lineage: Eukaryota; Metazoa; Chordata; Actinopteri; Cypriniformes; Cyprinidae
Gene: ska3
Product: spindle and kinetochore associated complex subunit 3
Exons: 10
Coding region: 187-1638 (483 amino acids)
Biological process (GO): chromosome segregation; mitotic cell cycle
Cellular component (GO): spindle microtubule; outer kinetochore
Source: RefSeq, a predicted model, not a curated record
AACUAGGUGGUAGCAAUGAGCCUCACGGUGUUUGUAUGAGCGUCAAGACUAACGAAUCAGACAAAACGAACCCGGAUGUGCCGCGAAAUUUGAAACAAGACUUCAGAGAUAUUUAUAUGUCGUUUUCUGACUCUGAUUUCUAAAAACACUGAAACUCUGCCUGUAAAACCGAAGGGACAUUUGAGAAUGAAUCCUUCAGAGCGUUUCUUUGCAAAGCUGCGGAAACUGACUGUUUAUUUGGAGACUGAAAGCAACAAUCUACUGCAUGCAAGUCAGAACCCUCAAGACGAAGAUGAGGAUGAGGAGAAUGGGGCUCAAGCACUGUACCAGCUGCACUCUGAAGUCAGAGCACUUAAGCGGCAAGUUCAAGAUCAGUUGGCUACACAUGAUUCAACUGAGAUGAGGAACUUCGUAAGAAGAUGCUUGGUGUUGAAGCAGAGAACCACAGAAGACAUUGACAGACUGAAGAAACACUACGAGAAAUAUGGCUACAGACCACGAACAGCAAGACAGGGAAAAACAGAGAUGAGCGGUAGAAAAGAGGCUGAAGAACAAGCAGAGAGAGAUUCAGAAAAGCUGGAUGCAGCAGAGGAAGAUAAUGAGAUUGGACAAGGCGUUUGUGAAGAGGCUCAGCAGUCUGAGACACCUGAGAAGAUGCAACCACCCGUUGACCAGCUGCGGACCCCAAAGCUCUCCGAUUUUGGUCUGUCUGCACUCCAGUUUCAAAGAGUGAUUGGUGAAGCAGAGCCACCCCACAGUGCUGCUCCUGUCCCAGCUGUGGCUCUGUCACCACCGCCAUUUGUCAUGAACAUGCAUCCACCGCAGCCAAAGACGCCCAAGUGCUCACUGCGCAUGGAGGAGGAUGCUCCGACCCCGCGACUAGAGGACUUUGGCAUCUCUGAGUAUACCAUGUGCUGGAACAAUGACUUUACCAUGGAUUUGUUCAACAAGAAACCACCAAAGAGCAACAGUGAAAGAACGGAGAAUGGUCAGAAACCCUCUCAUGUUUUCCCCACUCUGUCUUCUGUGGCUAACAAAAAUGUUGGCAAUGAGAGUCUGGAAUCCCCAGAACCUCCUGUGUUUUGCACCCCAGGAUUUAAGAUUGAGAAACACCGCAUCCCAUCCUCUCCACCACUGAAUGGAAAGAAUGAUCUUGAUUCUCCUCCUCGGCCUAAUAACUGCCCUUCUACACCAGAGCUCCCUGCUUUUGAAACGCCUUUCAUCAGCAAGCUAAUAAAAAAGGAUGACCGGCAGGAAGAAAGCGAUAGACACAAAGCAUCACAGGAGGGCAGCCUUCGCCUACCAGCUCCUUCAUUUGAUGCUCCAGAGAUGCCAAAAGUGCUACGUUAUGAGGAUGAGGCCAUACCAGAGAUGCCAACCCUGCAGUCCCUUUUUGGGAAUUCUCUUGCUUUUAAAAAUACAUCUGGUGAUGCUUCUCAGAGGAAGAUGGGGGCAGAUGUGCUAGACCUGAAGCAGACCCCUGUCCCAAUGCAUGAAAAUGGCUUCAACCAGGAUUGGUGCCUUGCAACUCCAAAAGUCAGAAUGAAGUUCCCUGUAGAGCCAUGCACACCAGAGAUGCCCGAUAUAAGUUCAGUCACUCAGGAUAUUUUAAAACUUGUGGCUCAGUGCAAGUCUUAAGCACUUACUACCGGAUCUGUGCUGCAGAACAUGAAGCCUAGCUUUCAAAAAGUGGAACCAAGAGGAAAACAGCAGAUUGUAGUCAUAAAGUGAUUCUAACAAUUUUUUGAUUGUAAGUAGGAUUUAAACAAUCUUAAAAAAAAAUAAUAAAGGGAAUUUAAA